Messenger RNA from Pelobates cultripes (western spadefoot toad), 294 nucleotides. The record is from the annotation of a GenBank genome assembly. NCBI's taxonomy places the organism in Eukaryota, Metazoa, Chordata, Amphibia, Anura, Pelobatidae.
AUGGCGACAGCAAGCACACCAGGUGAAACACCUGAACGCCACACAGACAUGCCAGACUAUGAAGCCAAACUCACCGCUAUCUUCGAAGCCUUCUGGGCACGGUUGGAGCACCGGGCACAGCUGAAUAAACCGAGCACAUGCUGGAGCACAAGAAACCUAAGCAACGCAGCCGCCAGCGCCUUACUCAUAAACAACAUAGGGCCCCAGGAUGGUGCCACAGGAGGAGAGACCCUCUGCCUGCAGGCAAAAUCAUGGGAGGGAAUCAAGCACCGGAACACAGCCACAGAGUGCUAG